AUGGGUGUUGCUAGUGCCGGAGUUUGGUUUUUGAUCGGAUUCGCUGCUGCCCGGGCGGGCUGCAGUGCCGUAACACCGGAACAACGAUACUUUGAGACCCACUUCGCGGACCCACCACCGCCGCCGCCACACACGGACACGGAUUCGAACGGACGUAACGCACUGCGCCUCGAGUACUACAAGUGGCCAAACGGAGUGGUGCCGUACACGUUCGCCGAGGGAUUCAGUGGCCACGAGCAAGCCGUCAUUCUGGAGGCCAUGGAUGUGUUGCAGCAGCAAACGUGUGUGUACUUCAUCCCGAAAACGCCGGACCAGUGGGAACACAUUCGCUUUGUGCGCUCGGAGUGGGGCUGCGGAUCGGUUAUCGGGUACCGUCGCGGACAGGGUGACCCGCUCGACGUGGCGCUGGACAACUUUUGCCUCGCACUGCCCGGAGCCAUCCAGCACGAGUUGCUGCACGUGUUGGGUCUGUUCCACGAGCACACGCGCCCGGAUCGGGACGACUACGUGGAGAUAUUUUGGGACAACAUCGAACCAGACGAACGACACAAUUUCUACAAAGGUUCGUGGGAUUACAUGGAAACGUUCGGCCUACCGUACGACUACGGCAGCCUGAUGCACUAUCCGGGCACUCUGGGAAACACCGUUUACAUGGUGUCACGCUGGAACGCAAGUAUUCCUUUGGGCCAAACCGAUGGAGCGAGCUAUUACGAUCUGCAGAAAGUUCGGUACAUGUACCCGUGUUCGUGA
This is a messenger RNA of Anopheles cruzii, 750 nucleotides long. RefSeq names its product low choriolytic enzyme-like. Bases 1 to 750 code for a protein of 249 amino acids. The transcript has 3 exons. The record is from RefSeq and is a predicted model, not a curated record. NCBI's taxonomy places the organism in Eukaryota, Metazoa, Arthropoda, Insecta, Diptera, Culicidae. Gene Ontology annotation, molecular function: metalloendopeptidase activity; zinc ion binding. Gene Ontology annotation, biological process: proteolysis.